Messenger RNA from Uranotaenia lowii, 754 nucleotides. RefSeq lists its product as uncharacterized. The transcript has 2 exons. The record is from RefSeq and is a predicted model, not a curated record. The coding region runs from base 62 to 754 and encodes 230 amino acids. NCBI's taxonomy places the organism in Eukaryota, Metazoa, Arthropoda, Insecta, Diptera, Culicidae.
CAUGUCCAGUUUCGAUUCAAACUUGCCAUUUAACGGAUCGUACGACGCCGUCUCGUGAAAUAUGAAGAAUUUGAAGACCUUAUUUUGUAACAUUCUGUUGAUUCACGUGACGAAAGCCGUCGUCGUUGGUCUUGGGAAGCUUCGGGAAAGUCCAAAGUACGAUAUCAGUUUCUACGAUGUAAGGACGAAUAGGACAUUCGGCUAUCCGGUGGUUACCUUUGGGCCUGAGAGCUCCGGCCAGGAAAACAGCGUGAGACUUGACAUCAGUGGCAAUGCCUGCCGGUGUGAGGAACUGGUGUGCGGAUGUUGUAUGGGAAUGAAAAUCGAUCAGCUGAACUUCAAUCGGCACUUUUGCACGCACGUGUCCUACGUUCCUUACGACUUCGCCAUCAACAUGCAGGUGAUGAUGAACAGAUCCAGCAUUUACGAGAAUUCCAUUUCGGCUAAAAACCCGCCUCCGUUCUGUCUACCGGUGCCAAUUCCUUAUAUCCCGCUGAACGCCGAUCUUUGCCUGAAACUGUUCGACAUUUAUACUCCUCGCAAAAACCUGCACCUGUGUCUGGACGUUGAAGCACGUGUCUGGCGUUAUCCGAUCAUUAUCCUUCACUUCGACUGCAUGCGCAUGGGCCAGGACGGUUGGGCGCUGCUUAAACCAGAAGACGGCGACGGUCUUGAACCUGUUUACCCGGAAAUCAUAGAAAUGCCCGAUGCUACCACCGAUGUCUACGACGAAGUAGAAAAUAAAUACAACUAG